This is a messenger RNA of Trichobilharzia regenti, 1908 nucleotides long. Lineage: Eukaryota; Metazoa; Platyhelminthes; Trematoda; Strigeidida; Schistosomatidae. The record is from the annotation of a GenBank genome assembly.
AUGAGUCUUGUUCCUUGUCGAGGCGGUGGCAGACUACAAACUUUUGUACUUACAAGAGAUACUAACUCACUUGUCAGUUAUCUUAACAACGGCUUUUAUGUAAACACAGUCAAUCGAUAUAGUGAAACUGCUUUGUUCAUAGCAUCAUAUUACGGGGACAUAGAUAUGGUCGAUUUAUUGCUCUCUAGAGAUGCUGAUCCAAAUUUACCGACAACUGAAGGAAAUACUCCCUUGCAUUCAGCUGCUUGUCAAGGACAUACUGAAGUGAUGCAAAAGCUUAUUGCUGCUGGAGCUGAUGAAAACCUCAAAAACAAUCAAGGCCUAACUGCAUCAGAUUUGCUUAAUCUUAAUCAUUCCGAGGAAAAGAGUGAAACAAACAAGUGUAAUUCAAAGAAGAGAUCAGAAAUAAGGAAAGCCAACCGUGAUUCCUUUCGAAAGCAUCCAAUUAAAUCUUCAAAAACUGAAACUAAAUGUCUUACUUCAUUUUGUCCAUUUACCUUUGAUCAUUCACAUAGACCAAGAGAGUUUAUUUCAAGCAUACCCAUUCGUAAAAAGUCAGAAAUUGAAGGAGAUAUGUAUGAAAGCCCUCAUUACUCCCACAAAGAAGAUUUUAUCCUCAGAGAUCGUAAACGUUGGCAUGGUAGCAUACCUGUACUUACGCAUCAACUUAACCCUAUUAUUGUUCAAUUUUUGGGAGGAAGUUUAAAUUCAAAAAUUAAAGAUAUUCUACACAAUUUAUUAAUUCGUGAAUUAGAAGUAUGCAGGCGUAUUCAUCAUCCAAAUAUCAUGAGUUUACUGGCUAUCAUUUACGAUGAUGCUAUUCAAACUGAAUCACAUGAUCAACUGAUCAAUCCCAGUAGUUUAGUACUGACGUAUGAGCUGCCUUCACUUGGUAAUUUGCAAGAAUAUAUACAAGUAAAACAGAAUAAAUUGUCUACCCUAUCAGUACUCAUUAUAUCUUAUCAAAUAUCUGAAGCUCUAGUGUUUCUACAUUCCUCUGGUAUUGUUCAUUGUGGGAUUACUCCGUAUGCUGUACACUUAUAUGCAGUAGAUAAAGCGAAAUUGGGGAAUUUCGAAUACGCUCAAUAUAUUGAAAACUAUGAAAAUAAUUCAAUCGAAGAUCAUUACUAUUCAGAUGAUUCAAGUGUCAAUAAAACCAAGUUGAAUUCUACUUCAAAAGUCCCUCAUCUUACAUCAGUAUUCAAUUUAAUUCUUGGUGUAUAUUACCUCCCAGCAAAUUGUUUAACUGAUUGGUUACCGCCAGAAUUAUAUGACUCUACAAAAGCGAUAUUUAAAUUUCCCAACUGUUUAAUGGCACUUCAAACUAUUACAAUUGAUGAAUUAAAACAAACAAUUAAACCGUGUACAGCUAGUGAUGUAUUCAGUUUUGGUAAAGUGAUUCAGUUUAUUUUAAUGCAAUCACAAAAGAAACAACAUGAAAUAUUUACUGAAUGUUAUUAUAGUAAUCCUGGUAAUCUAUCAACUUUAGUAUCUUCAGCUAUUAAGCGGAAUCCAGAUGAACGUCUGCAGAUGACACAGUUCAAUCGAUUACUGAUACAUUUAUUUUGGAUAGAAUAUGAUCAAGAAAAGUCGCCAAAGCCAAAACCAGCUUUAUAUAACAGUAUGCCACCAUGCCCAUUAAGAUUAUGCGAUCAUCAAUGCAGACCAAGAUAUUUUGAUCCCGUUCCACUUGUAUAUGCUAAAAAUUCAACUGGGAGUAAAUCUCGUCUAAGAACUAUUUCCCCUAUCGACUAUCAGGAAUUGUCAGCUGCAUCAACUGCGAGUAGAGAAGAGUCGAAAAAGCCAGUGUUGAAGCUGUUCAGACGUAGUGAACUCCUGAAUUCUAGUAGUCAUCGAUCGUUUUCUCAAUUCAGAGAAGGUGAAACAUCUUCAAAAGUCAGAAAAUAA